Parnassius mnemosyne (clouded apollo) is the source of this 519-nucleotide messenger RNA. The record is from the annotation of a GenBank genome assembly. NCBI's taxonomy places the organism in Eukaryota, Metazoa, Arthropoda, Insecta, Lepidoptera, Papilionidae.
AUGAAAAUCUCAUACUCAAGUGGCUGCAAAUCGCUUGGUACUUUCAUAUGUGCUAAAGCAUCCUGUAAAGGGAAAGCUGGAGGCAGUGGAGUUAAAAUCUCACGACGACAAGGGACUUUUUUUGAAAAUGUAACUCUUGAUAUGCCCCACAUAUAUUACCUCAUAUAUGCAUAUUCACAAGGAUGGUCUUAUAAUCAAACAAUCCAUGAAGACCCAUAUAAACGACAGAGACAACAAUGUUUAAGCCCAAAUACAAUAUGUGAUUGGUACAAUUACUGCAGAGAGGUAGUUGUUAUUUACUACCUCGAGAAACAGAAUCAGUUUACUGGAAAGAUUGGUGGCCCUGGUAAAAUUGUACAAAUUGAUGAAAGCAAAUUUGGAAAACGAAAAUACAAUAAAGGACGUCACAUCGAAGGCCACUGGGUGCUCGGUAUGAUAGAAGAUGGGUCUGAGGAUCUCAGACUAGAGGUGUGCCCGGACAAUAUUAGGUCUGCUGAGCAUGUGUAUAAAAUAAAUUAA